GUCAAUUUUUGAUUAAUUAUUUUGCGAAAUAGCUAAAUUUAUUUGGAGCCUCAUUCUGACCGCAAUUUUGCUCUUUCCAGAUACACAGGGUAGAUCUUCGUAUUGUCGAUUGAUGCUUGCUCAGAAAUUGUUGAACUUAAUUGGAGCUUAUUCCUGGAUUAAUUUGCAGCCGUACUUGCUGAGUAUAAUUGGACUUAUUGUGAGCGCGAUUCUAGCACUUGCAAAUACAUGGAGUCCAUGUUCAUAGGGCUAACAACUUGAGCAGCUUCUUAGCCGUUCAUUUUCAAUUUAAUUAAUUGUUAUUUUUUGUUUAAUUUUCUUAUUAAUCGUCAAUUUUGAAUUUGAUUAGCACCUAAUUAGCAUAGCAUUCAUUAAUAGCCUUAAGGUGUUACUCUGUAUAUGUCAGUUAGUAAAGUAGCAAGUAAUUAUAUGAUUGUUAACUAUUUAGCAAGGUGAUUAGUUUUAAAAGGGAUGGAGAUUCCAAGUGAUGAUUAAUUAUUUUUUUAUCUUGGGAAGUUGUGCCUUUUGUUAUAACAUUAUGGAGAUUCAAUUUUUAGUGUUGUUUUAACAUAUCAAUCUUUGGACAGAUGGAUCUUGGAUGGGCAGCUUACUUAGGUUUUGGUGCUGAAACACUGCAUUACACAUCGGCCUGUCUUUGUUUAUAAUAGGGUUUGACCUUCUUUUGUGUAGAGUUAUGAGCUUUCAAUGGCUGCAGAUUAAGUUCCAGAUGUGGGUGGGCAUGAAACUCGAAAAGUUUCUAUUUAUUUUUCUCGCCUCCUCCAGUAGGUUGUUGAAUACUUGAAACUUCAUGUGCCAACUUACUAUUUGGUGGAUGUGAGAAAUAAUACUAUGAAGGUUGUCAUGGAAACUGAUCCAGGCUUGGGUCCUUCUGUGUAUGAGGGUGGUCCAGCUACAACAGUUAGGGAAUCUUGUGAAAAGGCUGCUGAGAAUGUUGUUCGUUCUCUUCGGAUGGAAUUCAGCAUUCAGGUUGAAGAUUUCACUUCUAAGAAAAUCAAAAGACUUGAGCGCUCUGAAUUUCUGUAUCAGAUGAAGCAUAUUGAGCUAGAAGAAAUGGAAAGAGGAGCAGGGCAAGUCCCAGUUAAGUGGCCAACUGUGCCUGAUCACAAGCGCCGCAAGAAAUAUGUCUGCAUUAAUUACAUGGAUGUUUUUCACGCUCUAUCUUCGGAGACCAAAGUGCGUAUUUCAGAAGUUGAUUCCUUUAAUGUUGGCCCUGGGAAAUUUGUAUCAUGGGUGACAAUUUAUGGAUCUUCGAUUGCUACUGGAGUGGAGUGCUUUUUAAGUAAUGUGCAUGCUGACUCUAAAGCAAUUAAACAAGAUGUAGCUAGGAAGGCUGUUGAUUUCCUACGCGCACUGCAUACAAUCUUGACAUAGUUGAUCUGAACUAUGGGAAUGGGAUUUAUGCUGGCAUAAAGUGUUCUUUGGCUAGAGAGAGCUACUUAGCUGCUAAGGAGCGUGUGCUCGAGAUUUAGGUGCUCUUCACUUAGCUCCUUUUUUAGUUGAGGAAGUUUGUGUUACGCCUAAGUUCGCUGUCCGUAGGAUCCUAACACCUACUCUAUGUGAAACUGCUCUAUGUGUACAUGUAAUUGGUAAGAACUGCUGAACUGCUUUUACAAAGUAUGAUGUAUUCCAUCUUUUUGUACUUGAUCAAUGAAAUACACUUCUCUUACCGUAUUUUAC
Molecule: messenger RNA, 1698 nt
Organism: Chenopodium quinoa (quinoa)
Lineage: Eukaryota; Viridiplantae; Streptophyta; Magnoliopsida; Caryophyllales; Amaranthaceae
Exons: 3
Coding region: 850-1392 (180 amino acids)
Source: RefSeq, a predicted model, not a curated record